AUGGACUAUACAAACCCAACAUACUUCGCCGGCGCCGCCGCCCAGCCGCCGUACCACUUUAUCGGUAUUGCUCCCCUCACCCCCUCGCAUUCAAACUCGGCCUCUUCGGACGACUUCAACGCCUCUCCACAGGAAAUCUUCGACCAAUUUCCGAACGGGCUCCCACAUGACCAGUUCCAGAAUUUCGAGGCGUUUGCCCAGUUCAACAACCAAUCAACGACCUUUGCCGGGCCCCCGACUCCUCCGACCCAGCAACUUCUUCCGACCACGCAGCCUACGAACGGCACCAUACACCUUCAGCAUCAACAGCAGUCCGCAGCCGACCUCCUACGAUCCCUCAACAAUGCCAAAGGAGACCCCGCCGACGAAGCCCGAGCCCGCAGACAGGGCUCAAACUCGGAUGAAGACGAAAACUUGACACCCGCUCAGUCGAGGCGGAAAGCCCAGAAUCGCGCCGCUCAACGAGCCUUCCGCGAACGCAAAGAACGCCACGUCAAAGAACUCGAGAACCGUCUCCAACAGCUGGAGGAAGAAGCCCAGGUGACAAGGUCAGAGAACGAAAAGCUGAAGCAGGACCUCCAAAAAAUCAGCACCGAGAAUGAGAUAUUGCGGGCGACAUCUUUAGCGGCUGUCGGUGCUGCCGCCGCUGGGUCGCCACUAGGGAGCGCCGGGACGCCGAUGACGACGGGCCCCAUGUCGUACAAGCCGACCGAUUUUUACACUAAUCUGCUGGAGAACCAUAACGAGAAGACGCCGAGCCACCGGGUGGUCAAGAGCGAAAGCGGGGAGCGCUUGUUGGCAGCCGGUGCGGCUUGGGACCUGAUGCAGAACCACGAACUUUUCCAGCGCGGGUUGGUCAAUAUUCAGGCUGUCAGUGAGCUUCUGAAGGGCCAGGCGAAGUGUGAUGGCCAGGGUCCGGUGUUCGAGGAGAGGGCCAUUUUGGAGGCGAUCGAACAGAGUGUGGCAAGUGGGAGCGACGAGUUGCUAUGAGGCGGCGGCUCCCGAACUGCGGUCGAGAAGUACGGGGAUAGGCGCGACCUAGACGGAGAUACCCCGGCAGAAGCACCGUAUAGAACG
Messenger RNA from Neurospora tetrasperma FGSC 2508, 1077 nucleotides. RefSeq lists its product as uncharacterized. Lineage: Eukaryota; Fungi; Ascomycota; Sordariomycetes; Sordariales; Sordariaceae. Gene Ontology annotation, cellular component: RNA polymerase II transcription regulator complex. The record is from RefSeq and is a predicted model, not a curated record. Bases 1 to 990 code for a protein of 329 amino acids. Gene Ontology annotation, molecular function: transcription cis-regulatory region binding; DNA-binding transcription activator activity, RNA polymerase II-specific. The transcript has 3 exons.